Elaeis guineensis (African oil palm) is the source of this 1775-nucleotide messenger RNA. Its product is annotated as 3-hydroxyisobutyryl-CoA hydrolase-like protein 5. Gene Ontology annotation, biological process: L-valine catabolic process. The record is from RefSeq and is a predicted model, not a curated record. Gene Ontology annotation, molecular function: 3-hydroxyisobutyryl-CoA hydrolase activity. NCBI's taxonomy places the organism in Eukaryota, Viridiplantae, Streptophyta, Magnoliopsida, Arecales, Arecaceae.
AUUUAUGUAAGCAAAAGUCAUCUUCUAUGUGCUGCACAUACCUCCAUAAAUCGAGUUCCAGUUGAAUCCUCCACAAAAGUAGCUUCGGGGUAGGUAGGCACGAUGUUGGAGAACCGAACGGUGGUCGGAUGGAGGAGAUCUACAGGUCAUCCGUUCCCAAUAUCUAACCAGCACCUACCAAAGCCCACCAACCUCGCUCCCUUCUCUCUUCUAACACCCAACCCACCUUCCCUUCCUUCUUCCAUAUCUCCUCUCAGUCUCUUCACAACACGAGCAGGCAGGCAACUUUACUAGCUGGGUUUCUUCCACAUCGCUCCUGAUUCUUCUCUCAUCUGUUUGGUGCUCAAAUGGCUCAGGAGCCUGUGAACCCAGGAGAGGUUGUUCUUGGAGAAGAGAUAAAGCAUGCGAGGUUGAUCACCUUAAACCGGCCUCGCCAAUUAAAUGUCAUCUCGUCGAAAGUGGUUUAUCUACUGUCUCAGUUCCUAGAAAAAUGGGAAAAGGAUGAUGAUGCAAAGUUAGUUAUAUUCAAGGGUGCCGGGCGAGCUUUUUGUGCCGGUGGGGAUCUAAGAAUGUUCUAUGAGGGGAGAUCAGAUGAUUCCUGUCUUGAAGUUGUGUACAGAAUGUACUGGCUUUGUUAUCACAUACAUACAUAUAAGAAAACCAUGGUAGCCCUUGUUCAUGGAAUUGUCAUGGGUGGAGGCGGAGCUAUGGUCGUCCCUCUGAAAUUUUCUGUUGUCACAGAGAAAACCGUCUUUGCUGUGCCCGAAGCAAGUAUUGGACUUCAUACUGACUGCAGCUUCUCUUACAUUCUUUCACGGCUUCCUGGAUAUUUGGGGGAAUACUUGGCUUUGACUGGUGCAAGGCUAAAUGGAAAGGAAAUGGUUGCCACUGGUCUUGCAACCCAUUUUGUCCCAUCUGAGAAACUGCAAGAGCUCGAGAAACGUUUACUAAGCUUAGAUUCCGGUGACGAGAAUAAAGUCAGAUCAGUAAUUGAAGAAUUCUCUGCAGCUGUCCAACCUGAUGAAGAAAGUGUUUUGAACAAGCUUUCAACAAUCAAUAAGUGCUUCUGUGGGGACUCUGUGGAGGAAAUCAUUAAAUCAUUUGAAUCGGAAGCAGGCAUAGAAGGAAAUGCAUGGAUAGCUGCAGUGCUCAAAGGGCUAAAAAGAUCAUCUCCCACAGGGUUGAAGAUAACAUUAAGAUCGAUUCGAGAAGGAAGGAAGCAAACACUGGCUGAGUGCCUGAAGAAAGAGUUCAGACUUACCAUGAAUUUGCUAAGAUCAGUGAUCUCUGGUGAUGUAUAUGAGGGCAUCCGAGCUCUUAGCAUUGAUAAAGACAAUGCCCCCAAGUGGAACCCAUCAACCCUUGAAGAAGUGACCAGUGAUAACGUUGACCUCGUUUUUCAACCAUUUAGUGCUGAAUUGGAACUCAAGAUUCCAGCCGAGGAAUCAUGCAGAUGGGAUGGCAAGUAUGAAAACUCGGUGUAUCCAAACCUGCAAGCAAAGAAUUGAACCUGAAAGGCAACCAGAAUAACCAGUUUCCUAUUGUCGGCUUUGUUUCCUUUGAUUACCACGAGUGACGGACCCAACAAAAUACAAGUGUUGCAGCAUAUGAGCUGGUUCUUGAGUUUUAUUUAUCUCCAACUAGUGUUGUAUUAUUACAUAUAAUAUUUAAUCAAGGUGAUAUGCCGGCCUCCAGAAAAGGCCGGCCAGUGACCAUGCUUAUGCAAUUACACAGUAAUGCCAUGUUAUAAUGGAAGACGAUGUGUUCUUGUUGCA